ACGUUCAAAUGUUUUGAGUGUCCUGCACUGAAGUAAAUGUUUUUCACCUUGUCAUGACGAUGACAAACGCAUAAUUACCUAAAACAAGGCAGCGGGAAGUAAAGGACAAGGAACAACAGUUAAGCUGAAUUUUACUGCUGGUGUCAAAUAUUUGCGGGUUUUUUUCUAUCCCCGUGUUAUUUCUAAUCUUUACUACACCUGAAUUAUUGCACCUGAAGGAUUUACAAAGCAGGUCAUUUGGGUUUGUCAGCUGACUUUCGGACUCCGGGUCCUUUUUCCCUUCUGAUUUCUCUGAAGAGACUUGAGGGCAGUUUGCACUUUGUAGACAAGAAACAAGUUGUUACCACCAGAGGUUUGGGGGAAUCUUAAGACGGAGGGGCGUCGAUGGGAGAUUGUGCUCAAUGGAAACAAGCUGGCGUCACAUCUCCCGGAGUAAGCCGGCGGUCGGGUUUACCCCUGCGGAGGAAAUGUGUGCGUUUUCUCAAACGGAUCUGCACCUUUGCGCGCGCGGCAACUGUCGGCUUUUUGCUACUCUUGAUGGUCUGCAUGCACUACAGGCCCAAUCAAUACACGCCCGAACCGUCUCUCACUGUGGAGGAAAGCCCGGUGACGCUCUUGAUUUGGACACAUCCAUUUGGUCAGUAUCGCCAACUUCCGGACUGCCUAGAGCUGUAUCAGAUCAGGGGGUGCGCGCUCACCGACGACGUGAGCGCGUACUUGGAGGCUGAUGCUGUGAUUAUUCACCACAGGGAGAUUGCCACCGGUUCUGUUGAUCUUCCACCGGAACCGCGGCCACGUGCGCAAAAGUGGAUAUGGAUGAACUACGAGUCUCCCUCGCACACACCAAAUCUGGUGCUCUUCGAGGGGAUAUUCAAUCUCACAAUGAGCUACCGGUCAGACUCUGACAUUUUCUUGCCUUAUGGAUAUCUGGUUCCCCGUGCGCGCAAAGCAGGUGGUCUCCAAAGUAAUUUUGCGCAUCCGCUCUCUCUACCGUCCUACUCAAACCGCCUCCGGUACCGCUUUGUUGCCUGGGUCAUUAGCAACUGGUCAGAGAGCCAUGUGCGCGUGGCCUUCUUCUACCAGCUCCGCCGGUACAUCCAUAUCGAUGUGUUCGGACGCGCGGGCCGGCCGUUGCCACAAGGUAGUGGCAACGUGGUGCAACUGAUCGGGGGGUACAUGUUUUACCUGGCGUUGGAGAACUCGCAGCACACCGACUAUGUGACGGAAAAGCUGUGGAACGCCGUGAUGGCCGGUACAGUACCGGUGGUUCUGGGUCCGUCCAGGCAGAACUAUGAGCGCUUCCUGCCCCCCGAGGCAUUCAUCCAUGUGGACGACUUCCCCACAGUGCAGGAGUUGGCCCGAUACCUGCUGCUGCUGAGACGCGAUCCAGCCAAGUUGAAGCGGCACCUGGACUGGAGGGGGAGCUACAGCUUACAUCAACCAUUUUUCUGGGACGAAUACUAUUGCACGGCCUGCAGGGUGGUGAGGAGAACCAGAGGAAAGACAGAUGUGGUGAAUGAGCUGACACCGUGGUUUAUCUCGUGAAAACGGUCUCCAGCACUUUUUAAAGAAGUGAAUACAAAGCUGAGGGGUGAGAGGAACCAAGCACAUCCUUAUGAAAGAAAAAGACACUAACUGCCCAUCUGCUGCUUUCAAAGUUUACAAAUGAAAUUUAUUUGUCUUUGUGAGACAACUUAAUGCAUUUAUUUUCAUACAGAUAAAUUACAGAUAAAUUGACUUUAUGAUUUUUGACUAACAGAUUCUGUUCCUAUUGAUAUUUUUUGGUGAUUGUUUAAACUUAUAAGCUAAAAAUAAGAUGUGAUUGUUACCUUACUUUUAAAUGAAGCAUGUCUUACAGGGUUAAGUAUUUUUAAUAAUCGUUGCCAAAAAUCACAAUUGUGCAGGAGAGGUUUACCGUUUCAAUCUUGUUUUUAAUGUGUUUUAAUGCUUUUUUUUAUAUGUUUACACUUAAUAGAGGAUCAGGUUGCAGAGAUAAACAUCUUGUCUGAUUAUUAAAUGAUUAGGAAACAGGGCUUACUGGUCAACAUGUUUUGCAAUUGAUCAAAGACCUGGUUCACAUUUCACCUCAUGCUCUUUUAGUUGUUUGACAUUACAUUGCACUAAAAGACAAAUUACUGAAUUAAUAUAUCUCAUGCAGGCUUUGGAUCCUCUGUUACUUUUUACCUGAAGAUGAAAGGGUAUCGAAUACAUUUAGCACUUAUGAGGGAUAUCAAGGAAGUAUAAUUUUUGUGAUGUUUGUGCACAUGUUCUGAACUGGUUCCUGGUCUAAAUAAAUUAUUUUAAAGCUGC
Melanotaenia boesemani (Boeseman's rainbowfish) is the source of this 2310-nucleotide messenger RNA. Its product is annotated as alpha-(1,3)-fucosyltransferase 4-like. Lineage: Eukaryota; Metazoa; Chordata; Actinopteri; Atheriniformes; Melanotaeniidae. Bases 385 to 1545 code for a protein of 386 amino acids. The transcript has a single exon. Gene Ontology annotation, molecular function: alpha-(1->3)-fucosyltransferase activity. The record is from RefSeq and is a predicted model, not a curated record. Gene Ontology annotation, cellular component: membrane.